This is a messenger RNA of Symbiodinium sp. CCMP2592, 2742 nucleotides long. The record is from the annotation of a GenBank genome assembly. Lineage: Eukaryota; Dinophyceae; Suessiales; Symbiodiniaceae.
AUGGCAGAAAAAGCAGUUUGGGAAGUUAUCGGUGGUAAAGACAAGGGCGGCCUUGUGGUACGUGAGGAACAGAGCCUGAAGAGCAAAGAGUUACCAGAGCGGUUGUCUUUUGCAUCUCUGGUGGAACAGGUUGAGCUGGUGGGAAAGCGCCUACACUACAAGCUCUUGACAGGAUCAGGCCCGGACACCGGCUGGGUUAGCAUCAAUCUUGCGGACAAGGACUUGCUGAGCUGCAUCCUCAAACCACCUCCUCGGCCUCCGCUAUUUUGUGCGUGGUAUUCGGGAGGCUUUUCCGUCAAGGACGGAGAGAAGCAGUUGGAAAAGCUAAUGGAGGCAGUGCGUGCCUCUGGAGUGGCAGACGCCGCCGUUUUCCACUUUCCAGAUGGAUAUGGCUUGGAAGGUGAAGGACGAAAGCCUUGGGCGAAGUACAUUGACCGUGUGAUUGACGAGAUCAAUGAAAUUGCGCAAGAUGAGGAGCAGCCUCUCAUACUGUUCGGGCAUAGCAGGGGGGCUUCUCCAGCUGCAUGUGUCGCAACCCGCCUGGGCUCGAGAGUCAAGCACGUCUACAUCGCAGCAUGUGGUGCUAUGCGGGAGGGGCAGCCCACCGCCUGGGAGAAUCUCAGCCUCUCCUUCAAAGGUGCGGGAGAUCGGGAGCUCUUGACUUGGUUCAGCAGCCUUCAGCCGGAGAAUGUUGUGCUCAGGAGAGUAGCAAUAGAAACCACAGACGAGGAGUUUGUCGAGCAGGUGAAGGGCAGCAAGUUCUUGUCUCAGAUGCUCUCUCUGAUGCGGCACCAGUACCGUGACGCCAUGUACCCAGAUCCAGAAAAGGAUUUCAAAGCAUUUCCUGCAAACAUCACAGCAUUUGCCCCGCUCUUGGAUGAGGGCAGCCAGCCAGAGCACAUGCAGGAUUGGAGUGCGCUGACUUUGGGCAAGUUUCAGAAUGUCAGCCUGAAUGCCGGUCACAUGGACUGCAUAGCACCAGAUGCUAAAGGCAAGUGUGAGCUGUUCGAUUUCUUACGCAAGGAUUUGAAGCAGUACAUCAAAUUGGUACAGAGCGACAGCAGCAAACCAUGCAAGCUUCUCACGGCCACGGCUACGCCUGUUAAUACGACUGCAUGGCAUGUGGGUGUGGAUGCCUUGCGGAGAUCCCGCCCCGCACAUGUGGCCGGUGCUAUGGGAAGCAUGCUUGCAUGCUGCAAGGAGGAGAAGAUGGAGAUCCGUAAAGCCGACGCUCCUCAGGCACGUGCCAAGCUGUCCGUCAAAGCCGGAGGUUUCUCCAUCGGAGCCUUUGCGGCCUCGAACAGAGGAAAGCUGGAGGAGUUCUACGAAGUUGAGAAGGAGGUCUUGGGUGAGGGCUCCUUUGGAUCUGUGCAGAAGUGUCGAUACAAGGACACCGGGCAAUGGAGAGCUGUCAAGACGAUCAACAAGAAAAGAGUCAAGAACGUCGAAAGGUUCACGGAGGAGAUGGCGAUUAUGAAGCUUCUAGAUCAUCCUAACAUUGUCCGCUUGCACGAGACAUUCGACGACGAAAGAAACGUGUACUUGGUGUUGGAGCUAUGUUCUGGAGGAGAACUCUUUGAUCGCAUUGUUGCAGAUGGGAAGUUUUCCGAGCAGGUUGCGGCAUAUUGCGUGCAGCAAAUGCUGCGAGCGGUGAACUACUUGCACAGCAAUUGCAUCAUGCAUUGCGACCUGAAGCCGGAGAACUGGCUGCUGGCAGAAACCGAAGACAUCCAGAACACGCACCUGAAGAUGGUGGACUUUGGUUUAUCCAAGCGCUUCACCCCGGGUGAGUUUGCCACCACGAAGGCUGGAGCUCCUUACUACGUGGCGCCGGAGGUUCUUGCAGGUCACUACAACGAGCUGUGUGACGUGUGGAGCAUCGGGGUGAUCAUGUACAUCUUGCUGAGUGGAUCUCCGCCAUUUUCCGGAAAUGACACGAUGGCCGUCCUGGAGUCGGUUAAGAGAUCCGAUUUGUCGUUCGACAAGAAGGAGUGGAAGCCCAUCUCCAAGGAGGCAAAAGACAUGCUGAAGGUCCUUCUCACCAGGGACCCCUCUCAGCGGGUAAGUGCCGAAGCUGCUCUGAAAGAGGAGUGGAUGACCAAACAAAUCGACACGACUCCCGCCGAUAUGACGCAUGCCUCGCAGGUCGUCGUGCAGAAUCUGAAGAGCUUUGCGGUGAUGAACAAGUUGAAGAAGGCAGCAUUGAAUAUCAUUGCAACGCAGCUCACAGACGAUGCAAUCAAGGAGUUGAAGGAGCUUUUCAUUGCCAUGGACGACAACAACGACGGUACGCUGAGUAUCAGCGAGCUGAAAGAUGGCCUGGUCAAGGCUGGGGUGGCCGUUCCGCCCGACCUCUAUGCCAUGAUGGAUCGGAUUGACACGGAUGGCAGCGGGGUCAUCGACUAUUCGGAAUUCAUGGCAGCCACGCUGGACAAGCGCCAGUUCGUGGCGGAGGAAGCUUGUUGGAGGGCCUUCAAAACCUUCGAUCAAGAUGGCAGUGGUCACAUUGACAAGGAGGAGCUGAUGAAGCUAUUGGGAGGCGACAAUCAAGUCUCGGACGUGAUGCAAGUAAAGUACACGAAGCAAGAAGUUGAUGCCAUCAUGAAGGAAGUUGACCUGAAUGGAGAUGGCAAAAUCGACUUCGAUGAGUUCCUGACGAUGAUGCGGCGAAUGCCGACAGAUGAUAAGAAGAAAUCGGGACCCUCCAUUGGCAUUGGCGUGAAGCGCCCGCGGACGAGGUGA